AUGGCAUCUGCUUCACCAGAAGAAAUCCGAGCAAUAUUAAGAGAUGAAAGAAAACUGCAUGAUAUAGCCAAGGCUGCCUUUGAUGCAGUGGAUACUGAUCGUUCUGGAUUUAUUGACGAGCCUGAGCUCAGAACUGUAAUGUGCAGCGUUGCAAACGACAUUGGGAUGGAUACUCCUUCAGAUAGUGACGUUAGAGAUGUGCUCAGAGAGCUUGAUACCAAUAGAGAUGGAAGAAUCAGCUUGGAUGAAUUUAAAGUCCUUAUUAGACAAGUCUUGGAACUCAUGGCAUCGCAAUAA
Messenger RNA from Blepharisma stoltei, 297 nucleotides. NCBI's taxonomy places the organism in Eukaryota, Ciliophora, Heterotrichea, Heterotrichida, Blepharismidae. The record is from the annotation of a GenBank genome assembly.